Branchiostoma belcheri (Belcher's lancelet) is the source of this 1251-nucleotide messenger RNA. Its product is annotated as trans-1,2-dihydrobenzene-1,2-diol dehydrogenase-like. The transcript is spliced from 8 exons. Gene Ontology annotation, molecular function: nucleotide binding. The record is from RefSeq and is a predicted model, not a curated record. Bases 2 to 1000 code for a protein of 332 amino acids. Lineage: Eukaryota; Metazoa; Chordata; Leptocardii; Amphioxiformes; Branchiostomatidae.
CAUGGCGCCGACUCGCUGGGGGUUCGUGGCCACAGGAAGAAUCUGCAACGAUUUCAAAGUGGCUCUCGACACACUGCCAAGGGACGAACAUCAAGUGGUCGCUGUGGCAUCUAGGAACCUUGAAACUGCCCAGACGUUUGCUAAAACUCACGACAUCCCAAGAGCCUACGGAUCAUAUGCAGAGCUUGCAACACAGGAUGACAUUGAUGUGGUGUACAUUGGUGCUGUCCAUACCCAGCAUGCCCCAGUGACGACCAUGAUGCUCCAGGCGGGGAAGCCUGUCCUGUGUGAGAAGCCGAUGUCAGUUAACUCCCGAGAGGCGCGGCAGAUGAUCGGCCUCGCUAAGGAGAACAACAUCUUCUUUAUGGAGGCUAUUUGGAGUCGACACUUCCCAUCGUACAAGAAAAUCCGUGAGAUCCUCGAUUCUGGUCUUCUCGGAGAUGUGAAACUGGUCACAGCAUGUUUGGGAAAAGUUAUAGCCGAAGCUAGGCUAGAAAGGUCCAUAACAGGAGGAGGACUGCUUGCUCUGGGGAUUUACCCGAUCCAGUUUGCCACUAUGGUGUUUGGAGGAGAAGAACCAGAGGACAUCACUGUUAGUGGAAAUCUCAGCAAUGGGGGGGUGGAUGAGACUGUUACCAUUGUGCUGAAGUAUAGCGGCAACAGGAUGGCAACACUGGUCUGUAGCGCAUCCGCACAGCUCGCUCAAGAAGCGUAUGUCUACGGGACAAAGGGCUCUGUCAAGAUCCCAACUUUCUGGUGUCCUACAGAGGUAAUCUCCCCGGACGGUACCCAUGAAUUUCCCCUCCCUCCACCAGAGAAGCCGCUCAUGUUUGAAAACAGCACCGGGAUGAGAUAUGAGGCCAUGGAAGUCAGGAGGUGUCUUCAGGAAGGUUUGAUUGAAAGUCCCCUGAUGACCCACGCCAUGAGCCUACAGAUAGCCGGUAUUCUGGACCAGGCACGGAAAGUUGUUGGGGUGGUGUACGACCAAGACAAGGAGUAAACCACAAAAUGGCGACGAGAAAGUAGAAGCUUAAACUCUCUCAGGAAAUAGAAAGAUAUACAUUUAAUUUGGUUCCCUGAUUUAUGAACCAUAUGAGAUGCUCGAUCGACAUUAUUAUAUUAGUCUACCUCGAAAGCCAGAUAUUAAUAAUAACUAUAAUAACUAUGAAAUAAAAUUCUUUAAGAAUAUUCAUUAACUUUAAAUUUUCAGUAAACGUAUGCCUCAGGGAGUAGGACUGGAGAGUUUUCAAC